Messenger RNA from Pseudonaja textilis, 2361 nucleotides. Lineage: Eukaryota; Metazoa; Chordata; Lepidosauria; Squamata; Elapidae. The record is from RefSeq and is a predicted model, not a curated record.
UUGCUGGGGUUUGCGGCUCUCACCUUUGUGCUCUCUUUCUCUUCCAGGAGUAUCUUACCUUUGAGUAACUGCCCGCAAGUACCGUGCUGCAGGCACAUUGUUCCAGGGCCUCUGUGGUGCUCCGAUGCCCCUCACCCACUGUCGAAGAUCCCCGGUGGGCGAGGGGUUGGCAGGGAUCCUUCUCUUUCAGCUUUGAUAUAUAAGGAUGAGAAGCUCACUGUUAACCAAGAUCUUCCAGUGCAUGAUGGGAAACCACAUAUUGUCCACUUCCAGUACAAAGUUACGGAAGUAAAGGUCUCCUCUUGGGAUGCAGUGCUAUCCAAUCAGAGUCUUUUUGUGGAAAUCCCUGAUGGCUUAUUAGCUGACGGGAGCAAAGAAGGGUUAUUAGCGCUGUUAGAAUUUGCUGAAGAGAAAAUGAAAGCAAGUUAUGUCUUUAUUUGCUUUCGAAAAAGCAGAGAAGACAGAGCUCCGUUACUGAAGACAUUCAGUUUUCUGGGUUUUGAAAUUGUGAGGCCUGGUCAUCCUUGUGUCCCAUCGCGGCCAGAUGUGUUGUUCAUGGUCUACCCCCUGGAUCAGGUCUCUUCUUCUGAUGACAACGAUUAGACCUAGCGCAGCAUUUCAGUGGGGCCUGGACAUGCUUCGAGGACGAGCGGUGGGGGCUAAAAGGCCCCUGCUGAGGAAAGGGAAAACAAAAUUCUUCUGGACUGAAACUGCAUUUCUUAUUGUUAGAGUGACCUGUAUAUCUUCUGAGUUGACUUUUCCAUUGAAAUGUGUUACCUAGCGAAUAAUAUAAAACCUGCACAUGUAAUUGCACAAUAGUAAAUGGAAGGUGAAUGGAAGGCUCUGGGGCCUGCUCUUAAGCCUAUAGCAAAGUCACAUCCUGCCCAGCCACGUGGUGGCUACAGAGCCCGCAGACGAAGGCAGAGAGGGAGAAGCCUCAAAAUUACUUGUUACAUACAUGGCUGGGCUUAUCUAUUAGUUUGGAUAUUUGGCUUUCAUUUCAAAGGCAUAUUUAUAUGUUCACUCAGACUCUUAAGCAGGGGGAUGUUUUGAGUGUGGAAAUACGAGGAACAGUUGCUUUCCUGCUUCCUUUUUUCCUUUUUUGGCAAAUAGAUGAUGGCACCACUGGGUUAACCAAUACUCUGGGGUUCUGAGAGACUCUUGCCCUCUUGUCGGCUUUAUUAGCUUAGUAUUAACUCUACUGCAGCUUCAUUUAGGAGGAAGAGAGAAUGAAAGGAGGGUGCGGAGUUGGCCUCGCUUCUGAAGCGCCAUCCCUUUCAAAAGGAUUGGGGGCAGCCUUGUGUUCUGCCCUGGGAUCAGGUGGGGAAAUGGAGAAUCAAGUCAAAUCAAGCUCCCCCCCUUUUUUGAAGGUGGGGGGAAGACUGUCUGGCCCCACACGGAAGUCUGUGGAUUCCGGAAACACCUGGAUUCCAGAAACAUGGUAGGCAACUUGAUUUGACACUUAAUUAGACUUCAAUCUUAUGCGUCCUCACAAUGCGUCUGAAACUUUCCUUAAAAGUAGCUCAUGUAAUUGAGAUCUCAUGUCCUCAUCCUUCCUUCAAAUGCCCCCCUGGGAAUUAUUAGAUGAGUGCUAUCAUGCUUACCUUUCUUUUAAAACAGCCAGUUCCUUCAAACUUCAUUCACAAUAUACAAUUCUAAAAGCUCCUCUUGUCUAUUUACUUGUGUUACCCAAAGCACUUUUUGCUUCUCAGGCAUCUGUCUUGUGUAAAAUGGGAGCCAUCUGGCUAUAACAGAAGGGAAACCCUUAAAAAAACCAAGAUCCUAGGGGUGCAUGAUAAGCUGGCUCUUUGGAGGAAAUUCUUCUUAGUAUCCAGUUAUGGUCUGUGUCUUCAUUUGCCUCACUGCAUUUUAGGGCAGCCUAAGUUAUUUUCCAGCCUUCAGGGCCUGCUGGUUGGAAGGGAGUAUCUCAUAUCAUCAGAUCUUUGGCUGGUUUCUGUAUUGGGGUGGGGAACAACAUAAGACUGACUUAUCAUGGGGAUGAAAAAAAACUAUUUACACCCUCUCACAAUUUUUUGCUCCUAAAAUGCCAGAUCUCACAACUACAGGUUUUAAUAUUAUCCAUAACCUGAACAUUUAUUGGAGUAACCUAUUGAUAAUGGAAGGAAAAAUAGAUAAUAGGAUAGGUAGGCAAUGGAAAGGAAGAUACUCAAUAGGUUUGUCAUUUAGAGUUACCUGGCUGUUUGAUAAGCAAUUUAAUCUGCACUGUCCAGUUAAUGGAAAUCACCUUGUGACAGGAGAGCGUCAACAACUCACUGAGCCAAGAACUAUGCGCCAGUUGGACAGACCUGGUAAACUUGGCUUCUACAUUCACCACACUUUUUAUAAAGUUGAGUGGCAAGG